Molecule: messenger RNA, 2877 nt
Organism: Telopea speciosissima
Lineage: Eukaryota; Viridiplantae; Streptophyta; Magnoliopsida; Proteales; Proteaceae
Product: protein SUPPRESSOR OF npr1-1, CONSTITUTIVE 1-like
Exons: 1
Coding region: 1-2877 (958 amino acids)
Molecular function (GO): protein binding
Source: RefSeq, a predicted model, not a curated record
AUGAGUCGCUGCAGGAGACUAAAGGAUCUCCCAAGUGAAAUUUGUCAGUUGACAUCUCUCCAAAAACUCGAUGUAGGAAUAUGUCGAAGUCUAAAGAAGUUGCCGGAGAAAAUGGGCUGCAUGAUAUCCCUGACAGAACUUGAUUUAGGAUGGUGCGAGAAGCUAGUGGAUCUCCCAAGUGAAAUUUGUCAGUUGACUUCUCUCCAAAAACUCAAUUUAUAUGAAUGCAAAAGUAUAAAGAAGUUGCCGGAGAAAUUGAGCUGUAUGAUAUCCUUGACAGAACUUGAUUUAAGACGCUGUAAGAAUCUAGUGGAUUUCCCAAGUGAAUUUUGUCACUUGACAUCUCUCCAAAAACUCGAUUUAAGUGGAUGUCAAAAUCUAAAGAAGUUGCCUGAGAAAUUGGACCAUAUGAUGUCCUUGACAGAACUUGAUUUAGGAUGGUGCAAGAAUCUAGUGGAUCUCCCAAAAGAAAUUUGUCAGUUAACUUCUCUCCAAAAACUCAAUUUUUACAAAUGCGAAAGUCUAAAGAAGUUGCCGGAGAAAUUGGGUCAAUUGAUAUCCUUGACAGAACUUAAAUUAGAAAGGUGCGAGAGUCUAGUGGAUCCCCCAAGUGUAAUUUUUCACUUGACAUCUCUCCAAAAACUCUAUUUAAGCCGAUGCAUAAAUUUGACAUACAUCUCAUGUCUUCCCUCAAGUUUGACCACAAUUUCUGUUCAACAUUGCCCUUCAAUUCGAUACAUCUCUAGUCUUCCCCCAAGUUUGACCAGCCUAGAUAUUGUUUACUGUGAGUCAAUGGUAAAACUAUCAAGUACAUCAAGAGGCUUGGGAAAUUUAAAGACAUUACGUCUCUGUGGUUGUUUCAGCCUAGAAGAAAUUGAAGAUGUUGACGAGAAAUUAAUGGAAUCCCUGGAGGUCUUCAGCAUUCAGCACUGCAAGUCCUUAAAAAAAAUGCUAAAACUGAGGGGCUCGAAAAAUCUAAGGAUUUUAUUGCUCGGUUUGAACGAUGUCAUAUCCGAUCUUGAAGGCGGUGAGGGGAUGGAAUCUCUGGAGGAGUUGGUGAUAUGGGAGUGCAAAUCAUUAAGAAAAAUACCAUAUCUAAGAGAUUCGAAAAGGCUGAGGAUACUAAAAAUCAAAGACUGUGAGGAAUUAUUAGAGAUUGAGCGCCUUGAGGACUAUGAAUCCUUACAAGAAUUAUCAAUUAAUAGGGCCAGAUCAUUAAAAGCAUUACCGGAGAAUAUCUUAACCCUGAAGAACCUGAUCUAUUUAGGUAUUAAUGAGUGCUGUUGCUCGAUGGAAAGAUUACCUGAUCUUUCGAACUUUAAAGAGUUGAGGCAAUUAGAUAUUGGAAAUUGCGGGAAGGUAUUCAACUAUUCGUCGCAAUUAUUAGAGGAGGGGGAUUGGAGGAGGUUAUUAACCAAAAUUCCAGGCCUUGACAGAUUGGAGUCUUUGCGAAAAUUGGGCAUAGCAGGAUGUAUAGCCAUUCAAGGAUUACCGGAUCUGUCAAAUUUCAAAAAAUUGAAUGAUCUGACGAUUAAAGGUUGCAAGAAUCUAAUGGAGAUUCAUGGUAUCGACAGAUUGGAAAACUUAGAGAUUUUGGUUAUUAGUGGCUGUGAGUCAUUGCAAAGAUUACCGGAUUUGUCAAACUUAAAAAAAUUGAAGGAUCUAAAGAUUGAAGGCUGCAAGAAUCUAAUAGAGAUUCAUGGUGUUGACGGAUUGGAGUUGCUAAAGGAAUUGAAUAUUUAUGGGUGCAAGUCUUUGGAAAGAUUACCGGAUCUGUCAUACUUAAGAAACUUGAAGUGUCUAAAGAUUGGUUGCAAGAAUCUAACAGAGAUUCAUGGUGUUGACGGAUUGGAGUUGUUAAAGAAAUUCGAGAUUAUUGGAUGCGACUCCUUGGAAUUGCAAUUGCCGGAUCUGUCAAACUUAAAAAAAUUGACGCAUCUAAAUAUUGAAGGUGGGAAGAAUCUAACCGAGAUUCAUGGUGUUGAAAGAUUGGAGUUUUUAUGGGAUUUCGAGAUUAUUGGGUGCGAGUCCUUGGAAAGAUUACCAGAUCUGUCAAACUUAAGAGACUUGUAUUCUCUAAAGAUUGAAGGCUGCAAGAAUCUAAUCGAGAUUCAUGGCGUUGCCGGAUUGGAAUUCUUAAAGAAAUUCAAAAUUAUUGGGUCCGAGACCUUGGAAAGAUUACCGGAUCUGUCAAACUUAAAAAAGUUGAAUGAUCUAAUGAUUGAAGGCUGCAAGAAUCUAACCGAGAUUCAUGGUGUUUUAGGAUUGGAAUUCUUACAGUAUUUCAAGAUUAUUGGGUGCGAGUCCUUGGAAAGAUUAGCGGAUCUAUCAAAGUUAAAAAAAUUGAAGAAUCUAAGGAUUAAUGGCUGCAAGAAUCUAACCGAGAUUCAUGGUGUUGAUGGAUUGGAAUUCUUAAAGUAUUUCGAGAUUAUUGGGUGCGAGUCCUUGGAAAGAUUACCGGAUCUGUCAAAAAACGUGGAAGAUCUAAAGAUUAAAGGCUGCAAGAAUCUAACCAAGAUUCAUGGUGCUGACACAUUGAAAUCCUUAAGAGUAUUAGAUAUAAGUGGGUGCGAAUGCUUGGAAAGAUUACCAGAUCUGUCAAACUUGAAAUGUUUAUGGAAUCUAACAGCUAAGGACUGCAAGAAGCUCACUGAGGUUCAAGCUGUUAAUGGAUUGGAAUAUUUGGGGUCCUUGGAUGUUAGGGGGUGUUUAUCCUUGGAAAAAAUACCAGAUCUGACUAAGUCAAAGAAAUUGCACACUCUAAAUGGUGUGUCCUGCUGGAAACUAACUGAUAUUGCUCUAGUAGAACUCUUGACUGAUGGUGGUUGCACAAAAUUACAACUACCAACAAACACAGUAUCAUUUCAUUGUACAUGA